AUGGUCGCUACUGUUAGACACCCUGCUCCUUCUUUCACUAAGACUGCCGUCGUUAACGGUCUCUUUGAGGAAGUUUCCCUCGAGCAAUACAAGGGCAAGUGGGUCGUUCUCGGCUUCUUCCCUCUCGCUUUCACCUUUGUCUGCCCUACUGAGAUUAUUGCCUUCUCCGAGGCUGCUGCCCAGUUCAAGGAGCGCAACGCUGAGGUCCUCCUUGCUUCCACUGACUCUGAGUACUCUCUCCUUGCCUGGACCAAUGUCGCUCGCAAGGAAGGUGGUCUCGGCCAGAUUGAUAUCCCCCUUGUUGCCGACACUAACCACUCCCUCUCCCGUGACUAUGGUGUCCUCAUUGAGGAGGAUGGUGUUGCCCUCCGUGGUCUCUUCAUCAUCGACCCCAAGGGUACCGUCAGACAGAUCACCAUCAACGAUCUGCCUGUUGGCCGUUCCGUCGAUGAGACUCUCCGUCUCAUUGAUGCUUUCCAGUUCACUGAGGAACAUGGUGAGGUCUGCCCUGCCAACUGGCACAAGGGUGAUGCUACCAUGAUUGCUGACCCUGUCAAGUCUAAGGAUUACUUCUCCAAGGCUAACUAA
This is a messenger RNA of Magnusiomyces paraingens, 588 nucleotides long. RefSeq lists its product as uncharacterized. The transcript has a single exon. Gene Ontology annotation, molecular function: thioredoxin peroxidase activity. The coding region runs from base 1 to 588 and encodes 195 amino acids. The record is from RefSeq and is a predicted model, not a curated record. NCBI's taxonomy places the organism in Eukaryota, Fungi, Ascomycota, Dipodascomycetes, Dipodascales, Dipodascaceae. Gene Ontology annotation, cellular component: cytosol. Gene Ontology annotation, biological process: cellular response to stress; cell redox homeostasis; hydrogen peroxide catabolic process.